This is a messenger RNA of Adineta steineri, 258 nucleotides long. The record is from the annotation of a GenBank genome assembly. Lineage: Eukaryota; Metazoa; Rotifera; Eurotatoria; Adinetida; Adinetidae.
AUGAAAAAUGAUCUCUUACUACCAAAUACUCAAUGGAAAGGACUUCCUGCAACUGGUAUACGUGUUCAACGUGUACAACAAGAAGUAAAUUUAUCAUUUAUACGUCUUGUUUAUCAAUUUUAUACAGUUGUUGGUAAUGCACUUGAAGAUACAGGUACUGAUAAAAUAGCAAAAUCAGAUACAAAUACAGAUACAAAUGGGCAAAAAAUAAUUCUACUAUUUUUACACCUGAAAAUGAUAUUCAAACUCUUGUUUUAA